This is a messenger RNA of Cordyceps militaris CM01, 624 nucleotides long. RefSeq lists its product as uncharacterized. The transcript is spliced from 4 exons. The coding region runs from base 1 to 624 and encodes 207 amino acids. NCBI's taxonomy places the organism in Eukaryota, Fungi, Ascomycota, Sordariomycetes, Hypocreales, Cordycipitaceae. The record is from RefSeq and is a predicted model, not a curated record.
AUGACGGCACCAACCUUGGCGGAAGCUGCAAAGCGAGGUCGCCAUAUUGGAAAUGAGCAACCUACCCCUAUAUAUCCGAUCAAAGACGACGAUUCGUGUACCAGAGGUCAAGGGUCAUGGACUUGGUGCUGGAUUGCACCCCGAGAGCCAGGCCAAGUUUCCAUUCAUCAAUACAUCUCUGGUCGGCCCCUCGAUCAGCUUGAGAUAUUACACAACUCUACUGACGCUCUGAGGCCUCUCCUUGCCGAGUUGGGCGAUUCCCUCGCGCAACUUCGCGCGCGCGCACAAGAGUUCCACGACGGGGUACGCGACGGCGUGUUCAACGUCAUCAACCGCCCUGGACUUUGCGACGUGCCAUUUCGAGACCCUGCAUCAGCAACUCAGCCUACCAUCGGCGGGAUAGACAAGCGUGAGGCUCAGCGCGAAGUAUUUGCCUUGCAAGACUUCAGAUUUAGACUUUUCCCACUCAUCGACCCUAUGUUGAAUCUCCAACCCUUUGUCCUUUCGCCCGGCGACCUACGACCGUCGAAUAUUAUCGUGAACGAGGACCGCCCCUGGCAGGGAUCAUCGACUGCGAAUGGAGCGGCACUGUGCCUGUUCAGUUCCAACCACCAAUGUGGCUAA